Messenger RNA from Cadophora gregata, 1917 nucleotides. RefSeq lists its product as uncharacterized. The coding region runs from base 1 to 1917 and encodes 638 amino acids. The transcript is spliced from 2 exons. NCBI's taxonomy places the organism in Eukaryota, Fungi, Ascomycota, Leotiomycetes, Helotiales, Ploettnerulaceae. The record is from RefSeq and is a predicted model, not a curated record.
AUGGAUGCCACUCGCAUUCUCGGCAAAGAUGCCACUGAGUUUGUCAUGCGUGGCAUUCACGACGGCAAUGAGCUCGUUAAACACUUUCCCAUCACCACCCUAUUCGCCAUUGGUCUUGAAGCAGCUCUCAAGGCCAUCGACUACAUGAAGCCACCAGCAUGCUCUGACCUAGAACUCAGCAAGGUCUACAAGGAGUAUACAGGUAAUGACAUUGACUUCUUCAUAUUCUGGGGAGUCCAGAUAAAUCUUGCCUUGACUCGGUUGGUUCGUGUUGUUGCCAAUGAACAUGGCUGGCUUGAAGGAUGGAAGGCACUGGCAAUGGCUUGUCCAGACUGUGGUAUGCAUGAUCAACUCAUGCAAGAUGUUGCCACUGGCGUUCACGUCUUUCAGUCCGUCAAAGUCUCUACCCUCCCUCGCGAGAAGCUGGACAUCAAAUUUCGAAUUACUGCGACUCCAGACCCUACCAAUAUCCACGAGAUCGGCCCAAAGACACUCGGAGGCCAUAACUGGGAGACUGAUGAACAGUACAAGGCCGCAGUCAAGAGCUGGAACGCACCAAUCGAUCUACCCAUGGGACCUUGCCCUUUCUACGCCUGGAUCGGAGUUGCUAAGAAAGUUGAUUCAUUCAAGGAUUCUCCCAAGGAAGCAGCAGCUUUCUGGACAUCUCAACUUCUAGGAAUCGUUGACUAUGAUUUUGACAAAGACGAGAAGAAUAUGAAGGGAGGAAUCGGCCACGCCAUCAAGCUAACCGCUAAGAUGGCAGUUGAGACCGAUGGAAAGAUGCGCGGUGCUGCGUGGAUUGGAUUGUUGACCAUGGAUCAGCAAUGCUUCAAUCGUUCCAUCCAGAUGAAAUGGGUGAGCGAAGCCCAAGGCAGCUUUGUUCUAGGACCUGAUGACAUUGACCCUGAGGAGUUUGGCAUUGCGGGUUAUAUUGACUGUGCUGCCCUCGCUCCCUUCGCUUAUCAAUCCGCCGAACAACUUCUCCCCUCCAGACUCUCGAUGUUCGUUGCAGUCAUCUUCGCUAACCAACAUGACUUACUUUUUGAUAUGGGCUGCUCCAGCAGGAUCUCAUGUGCUGCUUUCGCCAAUGCGACUGGGGUUUUCAAGUACGAUCUUCCUCAGGCCUGGACCAUUGGGAUGAUCGACGCGAUUGCCACCCGUGCUUUGAACGGCGCAGACGAUCAGAAGGCUCUGUAUGGAGACAAUGCACUUCUCGUUGUUUGUGUAUGGAACAUCUUCAAUGUUCGAUACCGUGCCUGGGAACGCUUCAUAAAGUACACUCGAAUGUUGCGCAAGUCCAGCUCCAAGGUCUCUGCUGGCAUCCUCAAGCGUGCUCAGCAAGGCUUGGUGUUGGUUCUCAAGAACUUGGAUGAGUCAAUUGGUGAGUCUUUCGAGAGAUUGCUGGAUUCUUCGAAUGCUUCGAAGAUGGUGAAUCGGAAGACAUCCACCACCGACUACCAACUCUCGAACCCCAGCGAGCAUUUGAAGGAAUACGGCGUCAACGCCCCAGAGCUCUGCCCAAACUGCACCCCACUUUCAAUCGAGGCCGUCCAUAAAUCCUCAGACACCAUCCAAGCCAUCCCAGGAGUCCCCUCCACAGUCACUCGUUCCGCACCUGUCUCCAUCGCCGCCGCGAUUCGCCGCGCUUCACUCUUCGCCAUGACAAGUGAAUGUUGCGACGCCUGCGCUUGUCGAAUCGGUCUUUGGGCCAACCUAAUGUCGGAUAAAGCUGUUAUUUCGCUCAUGACAGUCGAAACUACCAUGUCGUCGAGGGAGUGGUUGCUUUGCAACUACUUCAUGGGUUGCGUGGCUUUCUCGCCACUUCGCAUGAUCUCUGUUCUGGCGAACUUUGAUUUGAAUGCGGAUAUCAGUUUUGAGGAUGGGGCCAUGGGUGUGAGAGACGUGGCUGAUUGCUAG